This is a messenger RNA of Solanum stenotomum, 1739 nucleotides long. Its product is annotated as cytochrome P450 82A3-like. The record is from RefSeq and is a predicted model, not a curated record. The coding region runs from base 1 to 1548 and encodes 515 amino acids. Gene Ontology annotation, molecular function: heme binding; oxidoreductase activity, acting on paired donors, with incorporation or reduction of molecular oxygen; monooxygenase activity. NCBI's taxonomy places the organism in Eukaryota, Viridiplantae, Streptophyta, Magnoliopsida, Solanales, Solanaceae. The transcript has 3 exons. Gene Ontology annotation, biological process: defense response to other organism.
AUGGAUUUCUCUCUUGCCAUUACUUAUGCUACUACAUUUAUUAUUUUUCUCUACUUCAUUUACAUGCUUUUUGGGAUUUUUUGUACCAAAAAAGGUACAACACCCCCUAAAGUUGCUGGAUCAUGGCCAAUAAUUGGCCAUCUCCACCUUUUCAAUGGAUCUAAGAUGCCUCACAAAACUCUUGGGCUCAUGGCAGACAAAUAUGGGCCAAUUUUCACAGUAAAUUUUGGAUCCCAUCAAGUUGUGGUGGUGAACAAUAGGAAGAUAGCCCAAGAUUGUCUUACUACCAACGACAAGGCCUUGGCAAGCCGGCCUAAAUCGUUGGCAUUAGAGGUCUUGGGCUACAACUACGCCCUUUUUGGUAUGUGCCCUUACGGCCCAUACUGGCGAGAAAUGAAAAAAAUAGUUGUACUCGAAUUACUCUCCAAUCAUCGAGUACAAAUGCAUCGACACAUUAGAGAAUUCGAAGUGAAAACAUCCCUCAAACAAAUUUAUGAAAUGAUGAAUGGUUCUCCAAAUGCUGUGAAAAUAGAAAUGAAUCAAUGGUUCGAGAACUUGACCAUGAACGUUAUUGUAAGAAUCCUUUUCGGUAAAGAACAUGAUUUUGAAGUAGAGAGGGCUAGAAAAGCAAUUCGAACUUUUAUGAAUUUAUUUCGUGUAUUUGUUGUAGCUGAUUAUAUGCCAUCACUAAGAUGGUUAGAUAUAGGAGGAUAUGAAAAGGAAAUGAAGGAAAAUGCCAAGGAAAUAGAUUAUAUUCUUGAAAAAUGGCUAGUAGAACACAAGAAAAAGACAAGUUGUGGAGAAAAAAAAUGUGAGGAUGAUAAAGAUUUUAUGGAUAUAAUGUUGGCCCUUUUUGAAGAUGCAAUGGAUGAAGAUCUUGAUGGUUUUGAUGCUGAUACCAUUAUCAAAUCUACAUGCUUGGCUAUGUGGGCAGGAGGAUCUGACACCAUAGUUGUAGCACUAAUAUGGAUUCUCUCUUUGUUACUAAACAACUACGAAGCAUUAAAAAAGACCCAAGAUGAGCUAGACACUCAUAUUGGCAAGAACAAAUGGGUUCAAGAAUCGGACAUCAAGAACUUGGUUUAUCUACAAGCUAUUGUUAAGGAAUCGCUUCGUUUAUAUCCAGCCGCACCUCUCAUGUUACCCCACGAGUCGAUUGAGGAUUGUGUUGUUAGUGGAUACGAUAUACCAAAAGGGACUCGCUUAUUAGUGAACAUAUGGAAGUUACAUUACGAUCCUGAAAUAUUGCCAAAUCCACAUGAAUUUAUGCCAGAGAGGUUCUUGACAACUCAUAAGGAUGUUGAUAUAAGGGGCAAUCACUUUAAGUUGAUUUCGUUUGGUAGUGAAAGGAGAAUGUGCCCCGGUGUUUCCUUGUCCCUUCAAGUGUUGCAAUAUGUGGUAGCCGGUUUAUUGCAGGGGUUUGAUAUUAAGAGGCCUUCAGAUGAGGCAAUUGAUAUGAGUGAGAGCUUUGAAUUGACAAUUCUCAAAGCUUCUCCACUCGAAGUUCACCUUACUCCACGCUUGGAUUCUAAUCUUUAUUAUGAAUAAUAAAAUGUUGAUCUUUUCUAAUAAAUUAAGGUUAUAAUUAUGCUAUAUUGAUAAUUACAAUGUUGUAUUUUAGUUUUAUGUUUGUUAUAGGGGAGUGUAGACAUAAAAAUUCUCAUCCAGAAAAUAAUAAUCAAGAUAAAAAAAUAUUGCAAUAAUUGUGUAUUUAUUUGUUAUCAAAAUAUGAGUGUUAC